UACAGUACCCCAUCUUUCGUCGACGUCGAUAGCGACUGAAAACUGGAAAGUCCCUGACAGUCAAGCGAGGGUUUCCGGGAGGAACUAAUAUGAAUUAAAAGAGAACUGUCGGGCCUUCCUUCGCCUGACUCCCCUUUAUGGAUUUUAAGAGCCAAUUUGGCGUGUAUUUUUAAUCUAAAAGCGAGUGUUCCAGCUAGCUAAUCUGUGCGAGCUAGAGUAGCUCUUUGUGUGGCUAGCGGCUAGCUUGAGGGAUGUUGUCUUGUUGAGCCCAAGGUAGCCCUCCCGUCGUCUGGGAGAGGUGGGCAGACAGACGUCAUCGGUUCGUGUUGGAACCACGUCGUCGUCACUCAUAACAAAAUAAUUAGAAAAGGUGGCCUGCGAAACAUUCGCUUUGUUACAUAAGGGAAUCGACGUCGAGAGAAACAGAGAGGAAAGGAAGGAGUUCGGCCGAAGAUGGGCAACUGCCUUAAGUCCCCAACUUCGGACGACAUGUCGUUGCUCCACGAAUCCCAGUCGGACCGGGCCAGCUAUGGAGACGGCGUCGACCCUGACCUAGAGCCACCGCCCCCUUACCAGGAACAGAUUCACGUUCCAACCUACCACCCGACACCUAGCCAGCCCCGACUCGCCACCCAACUGACAGAAGAGGAGCAAGUGCGCAUCGCCCAGCGCAUCGGACUGAUCCAGCACCUUCCGAGGGGUGUCUUUGACCCCGGGCGGGAUGAAUCAGAGAAAAAGAUCAGAGAGUGCGUCAUCUGCAUGAUGGACUUUGUGUACGGGGACCCCAUCAGAUUCCUGCCCUGCAUGCACAUCUACCACAUGGACUGUAUCGACGACUGGCUCAUGAGGUCCUUCACCUGCCCGUCCUGCAUGGAGCCGGUGGACGCCGCCUUGCUUUCCUCCUACGAGACCAACUGACACACAUCCGCAUGUGCACGCACCCAUACGCAAACUCACACGCACACACACUCCUAUGGACCACGCUUGACACAAACUGGCACAUGGACUGCACACUUGUAGACCUAUCCAGCAUUAGUAAAGAUGGGGGCAAGUGUUCACGAGUGGGCCUGCUGGUCAGGAUUGUGUCUGUGAAAGAGAAAGAAUUGGAGCUGCAUACCAGGAAGCAGCGGACAUUUUAAAAAAAGAAGAAAAGGUCACUGAGACAGUGUCACAUACUUGUACUACUCACAAAGGUCAAAGAAGGUUCACCUGCAAAGGUUGUAGUGUAUUUUAGGUUGAUUCAAAGCCCAGUAUCCCAAACCUUUUUUGGGAGUUGUGUAUCUUUGAUGUAGACUGUGACGCCACUCAAGAUGGCCCCAUCUGCCCGCCGUGCUGUUUUUCCCUUUGCCUUGGAUCCUUGUCAAGAGGAGAUAGAAGAAGUAGCAGUCCAGGAGAUUUGCAGCUUCCAAAAUGGCCGCCGGCUCCAAGCUGCCAGCCGCACCGAUGCGUGAUUAGAUUACAACAGACGCUCUCAGUCUUGAUCCCCCGUGAGUAAUGUCAAUUUGAAUGUGUGUGUUUUUUUUUUUUUUUGUAAAGGGCUUUGUUUAAUUUCCCCCCCACAUGGCACAAGGAAAUGUGAGCUGACAAGUCAAGCCAUGGCCUACAUAACAUUCACGUCGCCUUUAUGGCGGAUCGCCGCAUCGAAGGGGAAAAGGUAAUAGAGCUGGUCUGUACCUUUCAGACAGAACUGGCUAAAACGGGAUUUUGCGCUGUCUGUAGAAAGGUUCACGUAUUUGGAUAAUUAGAUGUUCAUGACAGGGCUUCCAACACAAAGUGCAGCGGGAAACGUGUUAAACUUCACACCGGCUGUGCCUCUGCCGACAAAUUCACAGGGUGAAAGCUUUUCCCAUCAACACAAAAAUGACACAUGUCCUAAGCAGGUUCCGUAAACGCGUGCAUAUUCGCAGUUCGGGAACAGCAGUUGGGCCGUUAUCGGCUUUUGCCGAUGGAAAUAGCGAGCCGAGUCGUACGUCGAUGCCGCGCAGUAGAAAAAGGAGACCAGCAAUUCACAAUGAGUCUCAAAGUUAAACUGUAUGGGGUGGUGAAAACCACACACCGCCUUUUGCACAGUGCUUUAUGAAUCAGCUAUGUAACAGCGGAACUCAAACGACAAGCCCAUACUUGCAAACAAUUUGAAUACUCGGAGCUCAUUUAAAUAGGAACUUCAUUCAAAUGAGCUGCUCUUAUUUAUUUCCACCAAGAUGACUCACGGGCGGGCGCUCACUGCUGGCCGGAUGUUCGUUGACAAUGAAACAGCUGUACGUAAAGUUGCCUCACUUGGGAGCGGCCAGGCGUUGUCUGUUUUAUUUAUUUUUAAAAGCCGAGCUCACUGGCACGUGUUUGAUUGUGGGUGGAUUUUUGUAAGAACCAAACGGUCCAUCUCUGCUCAUUUAAAUGGGUUGUGUUUGCUCAUUUACAUGGGUGUGUGUGUGUGUUUUAUGUUUGUGUAAGGAUCCCUGUUGAACAUUUCCUUGUGUGAGUAGUGAGACUUGUUUCCACUUUAUCACUGCCUGAAGCUGAACCGUUUUCCCGUCAGUCUGUGCUGUAGAAGAGAUCAGUAAUAUUUUAUAAAAUAGUGUUAGUCCUUUUGAAUCUGGAUUAGGAGGCAUUGUGACUCAAUAUUGUUUCUCAUUGCAGGACUUUAUAAACUGCUCGGCAAACCGAGGGGGUCAUAUUACCAUCACCACUUGUGACAGUACAGACAAGUUUCCAGGGCCGGGCACAUUUUGUAAGAAGUAGUAUUCACAUGUGGCUGCGCUAACAUAGAAGACCAAAUUUAUUGUAAACUCCGUAUUGUUUAUUGUAAUGUCAAUUUGUUUGUUGUGGAAUACAUGGGAAGAUGACCUUGGAAAAAUGAUUACAUAUUAAAUCCGAAUUUCAAUAUUGAGAAGGGGUGGGGGACAAUUAUUUUUAGUUUUAUUUAUCACUAACGAUGCACAGUGUUGGAUUGCUUUACCCCUGAUUUUUUACAGUAACUUCAAGGUAAGCUUAACACUCUGAUCAUGCACGUUUCUAUCAAGGUGUAUAACUUUCCUAUAUUCCUAUAGUCAUUCAAUAUCUCCGUCACGUGGGCUUUGUCUUUCCGCAGUCAGCAAUUGUAGCCCAGAUCUUGUUGACAUAAUAUCUUAUCUGAUAUGGAAUUCGAACAACUUGGAAGUCUAUUUGUAGCGGCACAAUCCAAAUAAAUCGAUUAGAACAAUGAAAA
This is a messenger RNA of Syngnathus typhle (broad-nosed pipefish), 3205 nucleotides long. It is a transcript of the gene rnf11b, whose product is annotated as ring finger protein 11b. Bases 454 to 918 code for a protein of 154 amino acids. Lineage: Eukaryota; Metazoa; Chordata; Actinopteri; Syngnathiformes; Syngnathidae. The transcript has 3 exons. The record is from RefSeq and is a predicted model, not a curated record.